This is a messenger RNA of Cylas formicarius (sweet potato weevil), 6764 nucleotides long. RefSeq names its product CLIP-associating protein. NCBI's taxonomy places the organism in Eukaryota, Metazoa, Arthropoda, Insecta, Coleoptera, Brentidae. Gene Ontology annotation, molecular function: microtubule binding. The transcript has 25 exons. The coding region runs from base 175 to 4557 and encodes 1460 amino acids. Gene Ontology annotation, biological process: mitotic spindle assembly. The record is from RefSeq and is a predicted model, not a curated record. Gene Ontology annotation, cellular component: mitotic spindle; microtubule organizing center; cytoplasmic microtubule.
UAUCCAUAGUUGUCAAGGAAUAUGGCUGAAGUAAAUGUGUGAAAAAAUAAUUCAUAAUUGUCUAGAAACUGCUAUCUUUCUAAUUGUAAAGCAGAUUACCCGUUUUUAUUUUGUUUUAGUGUAAACUGUGUGUGUUAAUGUUAAUUAUUUUCAUUUGAUAUUUGAAAGGCCACCAUGGCAUAUUCCUGCCCGCGCGAUCUGGAUGGGUUUGCAGCCCAUUUGGGCAAACAAGAUGCCAGAUCGAGGCAGCAAAUUGGUCAGGAUCUUUUGAACUUCUUAGCUGAACCAGCCAAUCCGAUUACAUGUCAGGAUAUUGGUGCAUUCGUAGACGGACUUAUUCCAUGGAUGCAAAGCAGCAACUUUAAGGUCGCCAGCAUCGGAAUAGAAGUUUUGACUUAUUUGGCCGAUAGGUUAGGAACCGACUUUAGACCGUAUUUGCAGACGGUACUGCCAAACAUAGUUGAUAGAUUGGGAGAUGCCAAAGACACGGUGCGUGAAAAGUCGCAACUACUUAUAUUGAAGUUGCUCGAAAGGAACGUUUUAACGCCCCAAACCCUUUUCGAAAAAUUACAACCCGGAUUUACUCACAAAAAUUCCAAAAUUCGUGAGGAAGUUUUGAGAUGUUUAGUCAAUACGUUAAACGAGCACGGAGCACAUUCGCUGACGUUAAACAAGUUCAUUCCAGAUGUAGUAAAACUGUUGUCGGAUCCGACAGCAUCCGUCCGAGAAACAGCAUUUAAUACUUUAGUCGAUUUGUACAAACAUGUAGGCGAAAAGUUAAGGGCUGAUCUGGAAAGGCGCAACUUGGUACCACAGAGUAAACGGCAAUUGUUAGCGGCCAGAUUUGACGAGGCCAAAAAUAGCGGCAAGCUUUUACCAACCGCGUCGAAGUGUAUCGAAUUACCAUUUGAUGAAGUUGACAGAACGCCAGUGACUCGACUUCAGACUCCACUUAAAAAAACUAUGAGCGCUAGUGGAUUCAAACCUAAAUCGGCACCGGUUAAUCCCAAUUCAGUUCUAAGCCGAGCCGCUUCUCUCCGAAAACUUACCGUUUCAUCAGCAUCCGGUGCCGUCGAUGAAGAAUUGUUCAUUAAGUCAUUUGAAGAUGUACCGAGUAUACAAAUCUUUUCGCAUAAAGAGGUCACGGAACAGUUGAAAGUUAUUCAAGAUACUAUAGCGGAUGCCAAUAAAGACUGGAAUAAAAGGGUAGACGCACUGAAAAAAAUUCGUUCUUUAGUCCUAGCUGGAGCUGUAAAUUACGAGGAAUUUUACGUUGCUCUUAAGAAUUUGGAUCUAGCGUUGCAAGGAUCACUUAAAGAUCUGCGAUCGCAGGUAGUGAGAGAGACUUGCAUUACAAUAGCUUAUCUAUCUCAAACGUUGGGCAAUAAAUUUGAAAAAACCGCAGAACUGUGCCUGCAACCUUUGAUUAAUCUAAUACAAAAUUCGGCAAAGAUCAUGGCCACAUCAGGUGUCGUAGCUCUUAAGUUUAUUAUUCAUAAUAUUCACAGUGCCAGACUGAUACCUAUUAUCACAAAUAACGCGAUGAAUUCAAAAAGUAAGGAUAUACGUAGAUCAUGCUGCGAAUUUGUUGAACAAAUGCUCACGACUUGGCCCACUCAUCCUUUGGAGAAGCAUAUCCUCCUGCUGCAAGAUACCGUCAAAAAAGGGAUAGCCGAUGCCGAUCCAGAGGCUCGAGUGUCCUCUAGAAGGGCAUUUCGCGGAUUCCGUGAUCAUUUUCCCGAUCAAGCGGAAGUUUUGCUCCAGUCGUUGGAACCCAGUUACAGGCGUGCGUUGCAAACCGACGGGAUGUCCGCCAGUUCAUCAAAUAACAAUCUUUGUUCCUUCAAACCUCCUAGACAGUUUGGCCGGACAACACCUCAAAGUACUUCAGGUAGCAUUGAAAAUUUGGCUAUUGCGAGUUGUGGCCUCCAGAGGGCACCGUCUUUGCCAAGGAGCUAUAGACAACGUAGCGGUAUACCAGUAUUAUCAAGAGAAAGUGCUAAUGGCCCAAGGAAAGGGUUUAGGAGUAAUUCAGCGAUUGACUUGCAAGCAGCACAGAGAGCGAAAGCAAGAGCCCAGUAUUCGGCAAUGGCGAGAAACAAAAUUCAAUCAGGCACAGCUAGCCUCCAGGGGGAGGUAGCCCAACAAGCUCGACCACGAAAAGCGGCGGAGACAUUGACCACUUCGUCCCCGGAAAGGGUUAGCAGAACAAGAAACCGAAGUUCCCAAUCACAGCCUACGAGUAGAUCCGGUUCCCCGAGUUCGCGUUUGGCUUACUUGUACCACAGGUCCGAGCAUGAUGCUGUCAGAUCAAGAAGGUUACCAUCUGGCAUCCCUAGGUCGACAACUGGAUCAAGAGACACUUCAAGAGAAACGAGCCCCAAUAGAGGCUCUAGUCUAAGUAGGUUCAGAAGAGCCAGCGAUCAUCGACCCCCCAUGAGUCCUGCCUCUCGGCCCGUGUUAGCACAAAAAAUCCUGCAGCAAAGCAGGGAAGCGGAAAAUGCACUGGCCGACGUUUUAAUUGAUAGCGGCGACGGCCACUUUAGAAGUCCAAGAAAAACAAUUAGAUCUUUAGAUAAUCACUCUGAUGAGUCUGAAACUUCCAGUGUUUGUUCCGAAAGAUCUUUUGACUCAUUCAAGAGGCCCUCAGACUCGUAUUCAUGGAGUGGUUCGCAACAAAGGUUGGCCAGCAGAGAUAUGUGGGAACCCUGCACAGACAUUAAUGAGAUAAUAGCUCUCUGCGCGAGCACGAAUUGGCAAGAACGACGUGACGGUUUACUUUCCCUUCAGUGCUAUCUCACUCAAGAGAUUAAAUUAACAAACGGAGAGCUUAAACAUUUGACGGAAAUCUUCACGAAAAUGUUUAUGGAUUCCCACACCAAGGGUUGGGCAGUGUUCCUAGAUACGUUGCACGAAAUCAUCAAAAUGCAUAAAGACGACUUGGGUUACUGGCUUUACGUUUUACUCCAGAGGGUGUUUUUAAAAGUCGGUGCCGAAAAUUUAAGUUCCGUGCAGAAUAAACUGAUGAACACCCUCGAAUUAAUACGUUGUAGUUUUCCCAUUCACUCUCUCAUAACGAACGUGUAUCGGUUUUUGUUGGACGCCACUCAGACGCCGAAUACCAAAACGAAAGUGGUGGUUUUAAAUUUUUUAACGUCGCUUUGCGGUCACCAUGACGCUGCCCAAGCUAUAUCGACCUCGCACAACUCGCUCAGCGCCCUCCAAAAAAUUGUCGCGCUGUCUCAAGAUUCCAAGUCGCCGGACAUCAGGCAAGCGGCCAAAAUGUGUUUCGUCACUCUAUGGAAUUGCAACACUCCGCAGGUCACAUUAAUGAUGGGCGAACUGACAAAAGAGCAGCAGGAUAUCGCCUCAAAUAUUGUACAUAAUCAUAUGAGAAGAACUUCAACGGGUAGCGAUCCUAGCAGUCCCAUGGUGUCUAGUAGUCCGAAACCAUUGUCCCCCGGUAUAACACCAUUUGGAGAUCAAGAAGAUGUUUAUAAGAGCCUUCGACGUACAACAGCCGAAAUACAAAAUUAUAGCUUUGAGACAUUAGGUCCUAAAUUAGAUAGAGAUAGGGAUACAACUUCUCAAGACUCAGGUAUUUCUCAAAUGUCCAUAGGUAAUGAUAUGAGGAAUGACUUUGCUAUUAUAGAAGAGAAAAUGGAUGAGCUUAGUAUUAGGCAUUUUAAUGUAAGAUCUGGUCCUAGAUCUUUACCAUAUACUAGUGUCAAUGGUGUUAUGGAGACUGAUUCAAAUGGAUGUAGGAGUUUAGGAGAAAUAAAAGACUAUGAUUCAUUAGUGACGGACGUGAUAGAGAAAUGCUCAGACCACAGAACGCCGGUGGUAGAAAAGAGAAAACUGUUAUUGCAGGUCCUUGACCUUAUCGAGCGUGGUAAAAUCGAAAGCGUCAUUGCGAAUUUCAAAAAAUUGCUGCGUAUCUCGAUGGACCAGCUCAGUUCAACUGACGCCGUUAUUUUGGUAACGGUAUUAAAAAUACUCGCCGCCAUCUUUAGCAAUCCGGACAUGAAGCAUGGCUGGGAAAACUUUGUCGAACUUAUCACUUUGAAGGUGUUACAGGUCCACAGCGAUGAAAGAAGAGAAGUUGUGAAAGAAGCGGAAGCUACUGCAUCGGCAAUGGCCGUAUGCCCCUUCGAUACAGUGGUCAACAUAUUAGCACCGUUAAUAAGGACAAGUCCUUAUCCACAGGAUUUGGGCGCCAUCAAAAUGCUGACAAAGUUAGUUGAAGCUAAUCCCCACCAAAUUACUGAUGAACACUUGCACCAGAUUAUGCCUGGUAUUCUCAAGGGUACUGAUCACAACGAGAGUCCAGUAAGAAAGAGCUCAAUAUUUUGUAUGGUUGCUUUAUACUUGGCCGUUGGCGAAGAGAGGUUCUCCCGAUACAUCAAUUUGUUAUCCAGCAGCAAAGUAAAGCUGUUGAGGCUGUACAUAGGCAGAGCGAAACAAAACAGCAAUUCAGUGCCUACCAGUCCGAAAAAUUCAAGUAACACCGACAGCACCCUCAACGCACUCGACAGCACGCUUGUCGCACCCCGGUAAUUUUUGUGAAUCCCAUGGUUAAAAGAGUAUUGUUAUUGUAUUAUUAUUCAAAGUUUCUGUGUAUAAGUUAAAUUACAACAAAUGAUGUUCAGAUUUUCACAAAUUGUUUAUUGGUGUAUGACAUGUGUCAAAUACAAAUAAAUACAUACAUAAUUUGUAAAAAGCUGUACAUUGUUUGUUCUAAUUUAAAUGGAAGUUCAUCAAGUCAAAACAAGUCUUAUUAUACGGGUCCAAAGGUCACUAAUUAUAUAAAUCAAAUUAGCAAACUCGGAAACUACCGACAUGUUGUGCAAUUGCAAAUUUACCCAAAGAAUGGAAAAACAAUAUUAAACAGUUCAAUUUAUUUUAGCAACUAUCUAAACUAACUGUUAUAUCCUGAUCAUUAUUUCAAGGAAUAAAAGGAAAACGGAAAUGAACAGUGGGAGUCAGUUUAAGGAUUGUAGAGAAAAUUGUGUGUAAAAAAAUAAUUGAAAACUAAAAAGUGUUCAUGAAAACUUUUGUUUAAAGUUAUAAACAACUUUAAAGACUCUCAGUCGCUUUAAAAUCUGAGAAGUCUGAGACUCAAUGUAUUUUGGCAAAGACCUACAUGUUUUUUAUUUGUCCCACGAUUUUGCCCCAGCUCAUAUUAUAUUGGUAUAGUUAAUAUAAUCUCAUAACUAUGUUCUCGCAUCUAUAGCAUAAAUUAUAGUUUUUUAAUGGAUUUUGUCAUUGAAAGGAGUUCCCAUUUCAGCAUAUUUGGUAAAGAAGUGUGAUUCUGUUGUUCAAGCCACUAAUAAAUGUGAGUUUUCUGCCAAGGCGAACUGGGUUAAAUUAGAACAAAAAAUGUUCAGUAUUUCACAGUUUUUAAUGAUCAAAUCAAAAAUCAAAUGUAUUUGGAUUUGGAGAAAUGGAUUUUCAUCAAGUAAAAGCCACCUCAGUCCAAUUAUGAACUGGGUUAUUUCUUUAAAAUUCUUGAAAGAUUGCAGUAUUUCAGAAGGCGCUUUACAAUACAAUUAAUGAUGAAGCAUCCAAAUUUGUUAUCAGUUUUUCUUUUAGCUGUUUUUCAUUUAACAGUUGAUAUUUUCACAUUAGUCCAAAAUUUUUGAUGUGGAAUAAAAAAUUAAAUUUGCACCUGAAAUAAAUUUUGUUCAACAACCAGCAUGCAAAAUAAUGAACUAUUUUUCCAUGCCACACUUCCUUGGUCAAAAUUUUGAACCACUUCCAUUGGAAAGUAUUCAUGUUUCAUCUGAAACUACCAUUUUAAUACACUUUUAUAUCUAAUUUUUACUAUAUUUCUUUAAAAAUUGAACACGUUCUCACUAUCUCUGGCUGUUCACAUAAAAAUCUUCGGUUAGCAAAACACUUAAGUUUUUUAAAGUUUUGUUUCAAAAGUUGAAGUGUUACAUCGGUUUUUGAUCUAUAUAAAUCAUAAUUCACAUUCCGAACUUCCAUUAUCACAUCUCCCUUUAAAUCUUCAAUUUUUGGUUUUCUUCAUUUACAUUUUUUAAUCUUCUUAUAUUAUAUUGUGCCUUUUUCGUACACAAUUUAAUGCACCGUCUGUAAACUGAUUCCCAGUGCUUUCGCUCCUAUUUCCUAGAUAAUGGUUGCCGAUUUUCCACGUUCUCUGUCAUUUUCAAAAUAGUAUUAAAUAUUAAGCCAUUGCUUUUGACUUGGGGCCCAAAAAAACAAAAAAAAAAAAAUUUCGAUGGUGCAAUUAAACAAGGUAAAGGAAAAACUCUCGUGAAAGUUUGUCUCGCUAAUAAAUUGUAAGACCCGCUGGAUAGGACAGGUUGUGACUAUAUCUUUGUGAUGAAGUUUCAGUAAUGUUUAUAUUGUUCUUUUUAAAAACCUAAGUGUAAGGUCAAAACUAAUUUAUUACUGUUAUAGCGAUCUAUUUUGUUCAUUUUUCUUAAAUUAUUUUAAGUGUUACUGUAAAUAUUUUCUUACAAUGUAAUUAACCAUAAUACAUGUAUGACCAUGGCUUAAUAUUAAUUGCUUAGUGUUUGUUUUCUUACCAUGUCGCGUUCUAUCAGAUUCCCGGUUGUAUUUCUGUUACAUAAAAGUCUAUAUCUCAAAAUGAUUGGAGUCAACUGUGGUAUUAUACAUAAGCUAUUUACUUUAUUGACGGUUUUUAAGCUUCCAAUUUAAAACAGAAUUUUUUCUUUGAUUUUUUUGAAACUUGCAUUUAUACCCAAUAAUGGAAAUUAAAGAUUUUUUUGAUAAAAUAA